Molecule: messenger RNA, 3618 nt
Organism: Anguilla anguilla (European eel)
Lineage: Eukaryota; Metazoa; Chordata; Actinopteri; Anguilliformes; Anguillidae
Product: fibroblast growth factor receptor substrate 2-like
Exons: 7
Coding region: 568-2202 (544 amino acids)
Biological process (GO): cell surface receptor protein tyrosine kinase signaling pathway
Cellular component (GO): cell-cell junction; cytoplasm
Source: RefSeq, a predicted model, not a curated record
GGAUGCAAUUGCAGACAGAACAACCAGCGACAAGGCCCAGAGCUCUCCGCUGUGUGUAGUCGAAAGAAUUAGCUGGUAGACUACAGAAACAGGCUGCCUUAUUUUGGAUAGCUGUUUCAAUACAUUUGCACACAUUUAAGUGGAUUUUAUCUCACAGUACCGGGAAAAGGAAGCACCGGGGAUAAACUGGGCGGAACUUCAGCGUUCGGACAGGUUUUCUGUGGAGUAAAAAAUUCACCUUUGGAAGUUUGGUGAUUGUUUUGGCGCUCUGGGAGGAGUGGGGAGUGAAGAGACCGAGAUUGGUUUUGGAUCCUAUUUUGAGUCAGGAGACGAACAUUUUUUUGACCACAGACGUUGUACAAAAUACGGGAUUCUCAGAUCUAUUACUGGGAGAAGACGCUGUGCGUGUUUCGAUUUCUCCGACAUAUUUCUCUUUUUCGAGGCCCGUGUGGUCCGGCCGUCCCGGGAAGAUGACGUUGUGAAGCAUGUCCACUGGCCGGGCGCUGGGGAGGGAAGCAGGAACGUUGAUGGCUGGUCAUAGUGAUCAAAUGGUCUUCUAAAGACGCCAUGGGUAGCUGCUGUAGCUGUCCAGACAAAGAGUCGAUCCCAGAUAACCAUCAGAGCAAAUUUAAGGUGAUCAACGUGGACGAUGACGGGAACGAGCUGGGCUCGGGCGUGAUGGAGCUGACGGAGGAGGAGCUCAUCCUGCACACGCGCAAGCGCGAGGGCGUCCGGUGGCCCUACCUGUGCCUGCGUCGCUACGGCUACGACUCCAACCUCUUCUCCUUCGAGAGCGGCCGCCGCUGCCAGACCGGACAGGGGAUCUUCGCCUUCAAGUGCGCUCGGGCCGAGGAGAUCUUCAACAUGCUGCAGGACAUCAUGCACAACAACAGCAUCAGCGUGGUGGAGGAGCCCGUGCUGGAGGCUCCCCAGGGCCCCGCGGAGGGAGAGGUGCCCCGCACCCCCCGCACCCCCACCACUCCAGGCUACACUUCCCCUGUCGUACCCAACGGUGUGCUGCGCUACCCCUCGUUCAGCGACGCCCCCUCACGACCCUCCAGUCGGCACCCCUCCGUGGGGAGUGCCCGCCUACCAUCCGUGGGGGAGGAGUCUACGCACCCGCUUCUGGUUGCCGAGGAACCGGUCCACACCUACGUCAACACCACGGGGGUGCCGGGGGUGCAGGAGGACUGGCGCGGUCGCUGCGGUGCCCCCUCCCCCACGGACCCGCAGCCCCCCGACCGCGAGGCCGACGUCCCUCCGGAGCUUCCGGAACCCCGCGUCGUCCUGGAGCCCGCGGGGGUCAAAUUCGUCCUGGGCCCCACGCCCGUUCAGAGGCAGCUGAUGGCCAAGGAGAGGCAGAAGGAGGCGGGGCCAGCGGAGCAAGGGGGCGGGGCCACCACACAAUCUGCUCCGCCCGCCGGGAGCCUGAACGGGUUGCCGGGCGACGGGGACACCGGCUACGACAGCGACGAGCGGCGGGAGGCCCCGCCGGCGGGAGGCCCCGCCCACGAGCAUCUCAACGGCUCCGCCCCCCGGCGAAUCCGCCCGCCCAUGCCCUCCCCCGACCCCCACAACGCCAACAACUCUGCCCAGCGGAGGACCGCGCUGCUCAACUACGAGAACCUGCCGGCGCUGCCGCCGGUGUGGGAGGCGCCCAAGCCCAGCUCGGGCGGCGAGGACGAGGAGGACGAGGAGGAGGAAGAGGACGACACCUUCGGACCAAAGACGCCGUCGCUCAACGGCUACCACCAUCAGCACCACCACCACCACCACCACCCGCUCCAUCUCCACCUGCUCCACCAGCACGCGCUGGACCCCGCGCACAACUACGUCAACACGGAGAACGUGGCGGUGCCGCUGAGCGCCCACAAGCUGGACUCGGCCCGGCGGCGGGACUCCGCGGCCACGCCCACCGUCUUCAACUUCGACUUCCGGCGGCCGGGCCCGCCCGAGCCCCCGCGGCAGCUCAACUACAUCGAGGUGGAGAUGGAGAAGGAGAAGGGCUCGGACUCCAGCGGGCCCCACACCCCCAAAACCCCCACCACGCCCCUCCCCCAGACCCCCACGCGCCGGACAGAACUGUACGCCGUCAUCGACAUCCAGCGCACCGCCGCCAUGUCCAGCCUGCAGAGGGCGCUGCCGCGGGACGACGGCACCGCCAGGAAAACCCGCCACAACAGCACCGACCUGCCCAUGUGACCCUGCCGAGCACUGUGUACAGCCACACCUCUGUACUGUUUCCAAUAGAAUAUUAAACCUUUUUACUUUUCCUUUUUUUUUUUUUUUUUUUUUUGAAGUCAGAAGGGUUUCAGGUUGUGUAUUAGAUUUUUUUUUUUUUUUUUUUUUUGGUCUCCAGAUGUCAAGACAACACUAUUUAGAGGCCAAGUCACGAGUUAUGCGACGUAUAUAUUGUGCUCAACCUGUAAGGGAAUUAAAACGAGCCAGGUACAUGCCAUAUAAGCACUAUUGUAUUCCUACGGUAUGAUUCUACCUUCUUUUACCAAAUGAAAGUGUCCUGGGCCUGCGUAUGUUAGUUAUGACAGGCUAACAACCAGGCCAGGAAAGCAUUCCUUUUCCAUUCAACGGUACAAAGCAGCGACUGCUGAUUAGGCAUUACAAACCUCAAAAAAAAACGAUACACUACAUGCUGUUUGAAUCUCAGAAUCUGAAGAUUCCUUGGCAUGCACUAAAGUUUUCACUUUGCCACUACACAUGGUACAUGACAAAAUGUCCACUUUCUUCAGCCCGGUGAAGCUGUACUAUUUUUAGAUUGCCCUGGUUGCACUUAAGGUACCUUUGACAAAACGGCAGGUAUUUCAUGGCCAUUGCAUGCAAGCAGGACGCAUUGUUUACGUUUUGCAGAUGGAAAAAAAUAUUAUCUCCUGGCUAAUAGCUACAAAAAGUUACAGUUUUCUUCUCCCGAAUGUACUUGCUUGUUGAUGGGGAGUGUCACAUUAUGGUUACGUGUUCUUCUGGCAAUCUUGACAACAUUGAAUAAUCAAAGCUGUUUACGUCAAAUGAACUGUCAACCGUUCAUAGGAUCCGAGAGACUGCAGUCCAACUUUUCAUGGGUUAUCUUUUGCAUUGUAUCAUAUUGUAAGAUUAUAUGUUCUAACUUGCAUUAUACAAAUGAUAGUUUUUUUCUACCUACCUUGAAAUGCUUAAAUAUAGGAAUUGUAUAAAGGUAGUUUCAUAGGUUGUUUAUAAAAACCAAUAAACUAGUACUGAAGAGAAGUCCCUUGCCAAACAAUUUUUAAGCAAACAAGACAUCUCGAGGCCGAGCUAAUUGGUUUAUUGCUGAUGUGCGCAUUCUUAUUUAGAUUUCCUGUUUGGUUUUCCAAAUAUGGAAAAUUUGCAACAUCACAGGGAAUAAAUGGAUUCACUUUUCCAAUAGUGCAAAACGCCACAAUAAUAUACGGACUUUUUAUUGAAAUAUAUUUUGAUAUUCGCAUUUUUCAGGUAUGGAUAUUAGUUUACCAAAAUGUUUGUAUUUUUAAAAGAAAAUAUGAAAAAAUACUGUCGUGAUUUUUGUGAUAUUUACAUCUUUGUCAUACGCCAUCAACGCAAACAACUUAUUUUUGUAGCAUGGCAAAAUAAAAAAGACAAACAAACAUA